Molecule: messenger RNA, 2471 nt
Organism: Megalobrama amblycephala (Wuchang bream)
Lineage: Eukaryota; Metazoa; Chordata; Actinopteri; Cypriniformes; Xenocyprididae
Product: tripartite motif-containing protein 16-like
Exons: 7
Coding region: 1-1644 (547 amino acids)
Molecular function (GO): zinc ion binding; protein binding
Source: RefSeq, a predicted model, not a curated record
AUGGUCUGCAUUGUCUCUGUCUCUUUUGAUCUGGAGAUCAAAGACUCUUUAUCUUCUUGGAUCCAAGUGACCACUUUGUGUGGACACAGUUACUGUAAGAGUUGUAUUACAGACUGCUGGGAUCAGGAGGAUCAGAAGAGAGUCUACAGCUGCCCUCAGUGCAGACAGACCUUCAGUCCAAGACCUGCUUUAGCUUUAAACACCAUGCUGGCUGAAGUGGUGGAGAAACUGAAGAAGAUGAAACUUUCUGCUGACUGUUACGCUGGAGCAGAAGAUGUGCAGUGUGACGUCUGUACUGAAAGAAAACACAAAGCCGUCAAGUCCUGUCUGGUGUGUCUGGACUCUUACUGUCAGAAUCACCUUGAACAACAUGAGAGUUUGCUUAAAGGAAAGAGACACAAUCUGAUUGAUGCCACUGGACGACUGCAGGAGAUGAUCUGCCAGAAACAUGAAAAGAUCCUUGAGGUUUUCUGUUGUACUGACCAGAAGUGUAUAUGUCUGCUGUGUACGAUGGAUGAACAUAAAAACCACGACACUGUAUCAUCUGCAGCACAGAGGACAGAGAAACAGCACCAGCUGAAGGAGACACAGAAGUUGUUCCAGCAGAGGAUCCAGCAGAGAGAGAAAGAUCUUCAGCAGCUGAGAGAGGCUGUGGAGUCUCAUAAGCGCUCUGCACAGACAGCAGUGGAGGACAGUGAGAGAAUCUUCACUAAGCUCAUCCGCUGCAUUAAGAAAUGCCGCUCUGAGGCCACACAGCGGAUCAGAGAUCAGGAAAAGACUGCAGUGAGUCGAGCUGAAGGACGACUGGAGAGACUGGAGCAGGAGAUCAAUGAUCUGAGGAGGAGAGACGCUGAGCUGGAGCAGCUUUCACACACACAGGAUCACAUCCAUUUCCUGCAGAGUUUCCAGUCUCUCUCAGCUCCUCCUGAAUCUACAGAUGUAAAUGACGAUCCCUUCAGUUCUCUCUCCUCUUUUGAUGAAGUGAGAAAAUCUGUCCGUCAGCUGAGAGACAAACUGGAGGAUUUCUGCAAAGCGGAGCUCAACAAGACCUCUGACAGAGUCACUUUCACCAACAUUGUUCCCAGAACCAGGAACGACUUCCUACAAUAUUACCAUCAGUUCACUCUGGAUCUGAACACAGUGAAUAAACACCUCCAUCUGUCUGAGAGGAACAGAGUGAUUACUGUCACUAAAACAGAUCAGCCGUAUCCUGAUCAUCCAGAAAGAUUUGAUUAUUAUCUUGAGGUGUUGUGUAGUGAGAGUUUGUGUGAUCGACGCUGUUACUGGGAGAUUGAGUGGAGUGGUGAUGAUGUUUUUGGUGUGUCUAUAUCAGUGUCAUAUAAGAGCAUCAGCAGGAAGGGACGAGGUUAUGAGUGUUGGUUUGGAUAUAAUGAUCAGUCCUGGAGUUUGAUCUGCUCUUCAUCCAGUUACUCAUUCAAACACAAUAACAUAGAAACUGAACUCCCUGAAGAGUUCAUCAGCCGUAGAAUAGGAGUGUAUGUGGAUCACAGUGCAGGAACUCUGUCCUUCUACAGCAUCUCUGGAGACACAAUGAGCCUCAUCCACACAGUCCAGACCACAUUCACUCAACCGCUCUAUCCUGGGUUUUGGAUUGGUUCUGGAUCAUCAGUGAAACUGUGUUGAUGAAUCAGAAUAGACGUUAGAGAGAUUCUAGAGAGAUCUUAUUGAUGAGCUUCGCUACUUCCUGCUUCACUACUGUUUGGACGCUCUUGCUUACAGCUCCGCGCUUUGCUCUAUUGCUUUUAUAUUUUAUCUCCUAAUUUUAACUACAGCAAAUCAGCACAGUGCUCAAACGACAAAUCUUGGCACCAACAAACUUUUUAACUAAAAGAUUGCUACAAAAAGGGGGAAUUUUUAUCCGACCAACCUCCCACUGACAGCAGCCAUCAGCUUACAUUCCGGAGAAGGGAAAACACAGCUGCCUACAUCCAAAAGGAUUAGAAAUAAUAUGCCUCCUCUGAUUGAAGAAUCUACCUGCUGCACAAACUGCACAGACUUCUACAAAGGAUUGCAGUUCUUGAAACAAAGUUACUUGCGGGACUACCAAACCAGGAGGAACACACAACAGAGCUUCAUCAUGGACGUCCUCAGCACAGUCGGUGAGUCCCAUGAAUCUAAUGCUCCUAAACAGGCCAUACUGAGUGCCGUAACUGAUCAACAUACUAAUCGAUGGCACAAACGGAGCAAGACCCAAAGGCACUUGAGACAUCAGAUUGUUACGAGUAUCACAUAUUAAUGCAGUAGCAUCCUCUACUCCAAACACUAGCUCCCUACCACCGCCAAUACAUCUGGAGAACAGAUUUGAAGUGUUAAUGAAUGUGGGUGAGGAAUCUCCAGACAUGAUGAAUGUGGGUGAUGAAUCCCCAAACAUGAUCGGACACAGAUCAAAUCAGCCAGCAGCUAACACCGAUGCUAACUGCCGCUCAAGGUCGAGCAGACAGCGGCACUCA